UAUUGACUUUUGUAGUGAAAGUUUGUGCAGAAGAAAAUGAUGAAGCAGGUUCUUCUUUUCUUCUGCUUUGCCUCUGCAUUAUCCCUUUCAGUCUCAGAAUCCAAAUCUAAUUCUCUUCAAAAUCCUGCAAUUGAUUCCUUCUCUUUUGGCUAUAUUCAGACGAAGACUCCACAGAACUGUUCUUACCUUGUAACUAUAUCUACAAGGUGUUCAUCACCCAAGUUCACAUGGGAGAAUAUCGGAAUUGCUUUUGGAGAUGCUCAUGGCAACGAGGUAUACAAAGGAAGAUUAGAUGGUCCAGGCAGAUUCGAGCAAUGUUCUUUAGAUGUAUUUGAGAUAAAUGGGGCAUGUUUAUCCGAUAUUUGUUUUCUGUGGCUAUAUAGAUCUGGUGCAGUGGAUGAUUGGAAACCUGAAUCAGUGAAAAUCUCCUGCAGCAACGCAUGUUUUCCCAUCUUCAAUAUACACUUCAAUAUAAACUUCUCCCUCCCUGAUGCUGCCUGGUUUGGCUAUAAAUGGUGUAAUACUGAUCCACCAUAUCUGGCAAAUGGCUUUCCCUUCCCAACUGGUGUUUUCUUUUAGGGGAUGGUAAUGUUGUUUGAGUGUAAGAAUUUUAUAUAAGGAAUUACUGAUGUUAUGCAUGAGGAAAAGUUUAUUUUAAUCAUACAUUGAUUGAUAA
Molecule: messenger RNA, 676 nt
Organism: Vigna angularis (adzuki bean)
Lineage: Eukaryota; Viridiplantae; Streptophyta; Magnoliopsida; Fabales; Fabaceae
Product: embryo-specific protein ATS3B
Exons: 3
Coding region: 37-579 (180 amino acids)
Molecular function (GO): protein binding
Source: RefSeq, a predicted model, not a curated record